CACAAUUUUCGAUUAAGAACAGCCAAAGGAUGCCAAAUGUUUGGCUUUGGUUUCUCAUUUUAUGAUAUUUGGCCAAUUGUCAUUCCAAUAAUCAACAUUACAAUUAUUACUAUUAAUCCAAAUAAGUGUAAAAAUUAAGAAGUAGAAGGGAAAAUAAUAAAACAAAGUAGAGGAAAUUGAAAUAAAGAAUUCUUUUCUUCUUCAUACAAAUAGAACCAAAAAAAUAUGAAAUAUAGAAACAAAGAAAAAAAUUCACCUCAAUGUAUUUUAAUUUUAUGUUUAUCCAGCUUUGCUCUUGGAAUGCUUUUCUCUAAGAGGAUUUGGGCUCCUCCUGAAUUGGAUGGAAGGAUCACGUUUCCAAGGCGGUACAAUCAAGAGAAAAAAUUGAGUUUUGUUUCUUCUGAUGAUUGUGAAACCAAAAAGAUCCAGGAGGAUGAUAUGAUGGGAGAGUUUAACAAAGCUCAUGAAGCUAUUCGGUCGUUAGAUAGUUCAAUUGCUAAAAUCCGAUAUGAGCUGCCUUCAGCUAAGGCAUUCCUCGGUGCGAGGAAAAUGGAAGACUUACCUACUAUGAUCACCACAGAUUCUGAAAGAAUUGGGAUAAGAAGGAAGCCUUUUGUGGUAAUCGGAAUAAACACCGCGUUCAGUGCUAGAAAGAGGCGUGAUUCGAUUAGAGAAACUUGGAUGCCUCAAGGUGAACAGCUACUCCGACUGGAGCAAGAAAAGGGGAUCAUCGUGCGAUUCAUGAUAGGCCACAGUGCUACGUCCAAUAGCAUUUUAGAUCAAGCCGUUGAUCUUGAAGAUGCUCAGCACAAAGACAUUCUUCGCCUAGAUCACAUAGAAGGAUACCAUGAAUUAUCUGCAAAGACAAAAGCUUUCUUUACCACUGCAGUUGCACAAUGGGAUGCCGAGUUCUAUGUUAAGGUUGAUGACGAUGUUCAUGUUAAUUUAGGUACUCUGGCUGCGACGCUAGCCAGGCAUCGGUUGAAAUCCAGGGUGUAUAUAGGAUGUAUGAAAUCGGGGCCGGUUCUUCAUCUGAAGAAUGUUAAGUACCAUGAACCCGAGUUCUGGAAAUUCGGGGAGGCUGGAAAUAAGUACUUCCGACAUGCAACUGGACAGAUAUAUGCCAUCUCAAGAGACCUCGCGAAAUACAUUGCUAAUAACCGGCCUAUUCUGCAUAAAUUUGCAAACGAAGAUGUGUCACUUGGUGCGUGGUUAAUCGGUCUGGAAGUUGAGCAUGUCGAUGAGCGUAGCAUGUGUUGUGGAACUCCACCCGAAUGCGAAUGGAAAGCACAAGCAGGUAAUGUUUGUGUAGCGGCGUUUGAAUGGAGCUGCAGUGGAAUUUGCAGAUCCGUCGAGAGGAUAAAGUAUGUACACGCCAAGUGUGGCGAAAGUGCUACGACUCUCUGGGGUGCUCUCUUAUAGUUUCGAGUUUAUAGGUUCUGAAUUCUAAAAAGGCCAGUUUAUUGGUUUUUGAAUAACUUAUCCAUACAAGAUUUUUAACACAAAAAUAUAAGAUACGCGUCAAAGUUAUUAGGUUCUGUAGAACCAGGCAGUAUAACUAUAGUUUUAUCCCCGUAUCGAACCACAAUUUUUUUCUUGUUUAUUUUAAGACAAUUGUUGGAAUAGUUUUUAGGUUGUAUUAAUUAGCUAUAUAUGUUACUUCAUAAGAUUAAUUAUUUUUAGAAGUUAGAAUUACAAAAUUUUGUAGUUCCAAAAUUUGAUCCCACAAUGUAUAUUGUGAUCUAAUAUGCAGUGGAAUUCUUGGUUA
Molecule: messenger RNA, 1768 nt
Organism: Capsicum annuum
Lineage: Eukaryota; Viridiplantae; Streptophyta; Magnoliopsida; Solanales; Solanaceae
Product: beta-1,3-galactosyltransferase 7-like
Exons: 11
Coding region: 226-1422 (398 amino acids)
Cellular component (GO): Golgi membrane
Molecular function (GO): beta-1,3-galactosyltransferase activity
Source: RefSeq, a predicted model, not a curated record